Spea bombifrons (plains spadefoot toad) is the source of this 3902-nucleotide messenger RNA. It is a transcript of the gene B4GALNT3, whose product is annotated as beta-1,4-N-acetyl-galactosaminyltransferase 3. The coding region runs from base 177 to 3878 and encodes 1233 amino acids. The record is from RefSeq and is a predicted model, not a curated record. Gene Ontology annotation, cellular component: Golgi cisterna membrane. The transcript is spliced from 20 exons. NCBI's taxonomy places the organism in Eukaryota, Metazoa, Chordata, Amphibia, Anura, Pelobatidae. Gene Ontology annotation, molecular function: acetylgalactosaminyltransferase activity.
UCUGGUGCUGCCGGGUCACUAAACGGGACACCUGCCUCCAAGCUUUUAAUGAAUGACGACGUGCCUGAGAUAUUGCACGGCCUAGGAUCUUUAUCUAUUCCACGUUUUGGGCAAACGAUGACGAUAAAGCACGAUGUAGGAUCUGAGAAGAGAUCUCUAAAUGAGCUGAGAAGGGAAUGACUUCUGGUAACGACACACCGCUUGCCAAAACCACAUUGCCAAAGAAGGGACGUCGAAUGGGGGCAGCCAGGAUGUGGGGUCGCCCGCUCUCCAUAAAGACGCUGAAAAGAAACUUCUGGCUGGUUGUCUUGGCCUCCAUUCUGUUUCUAGGAGCGUGGAUGAUCUACGUGAACGUGACGACGUAUACGGACGGACACCCCAUCAACCGACGGUACAGCAGCUGGGCCGAGUUGGGCAAAGCUCUCGCACUCAACAAUAUUCCCGACACGGACCGCAAAGUGGAGUUUUACAAACCCGCCAAACAACACGAGCUGCCCACAAGCCCUGGAAAUCAUACGUGGAAUCACUCCGUCCCGUGGAGACCAGAGUUCAGGGGCCGAGUAAACCUCCACGUGUUUGAAGACUGGUGUGGAAGCUCCGUCAAACAGCUCAGACGUAAUCUCCAUUUCCCCCUCUAUCCUCACAGUCGCACCACAAUCAGUAAGCUGGCUGUCACCCCCCAGUGGACAAACUAUGCACUGCGCGUAUUUGGAUACCUGCAUCCCCCCACCGACGGAGACUUCCAGUUCGGGGUAUCUUCAGAUGACAACUCAGAGUUCUGGCUCAGCGAGGAUGAAACAGUGGGAAAGUUGCAGCUUCUGUGCCGAGUUGGUCCGCCUGGAAAUCAGUGGACGGCCCCGGGGGAGUUUAAUAAAUUCCAAAGUCAGAGGUCGGGGUUUGUAAGGUUGUCGGCAUCACGGAGAUACUACUUCGAGCUGCUGCACAAACAGGAUGACGCAGGAACGGACCACGUGGAGUUGGGGUGGCGUCUGUCCGGAGUCGGCUCUCCCUUCACUCUCAUAGACUCUCAAUUCCUGUCGCUUUACUCGGAUGAGUCUCACCUUCCCCUCGGAGACACAUCUUUCAUUCCGUUGACCUCUGCGAGCCACCCCAGUCUCUGCUCCGGCGCUCACCCUGCAGACAUGCUGAAGCCCGACCCACGAGACGACAUUUAUAAAGUUCCACUGCUCAGCAUGAAGCGACUUCGUAGCGUUCUGCCCUCCUGCCCUUACAAGCCCAGCUACCUAAUCACCGGAUACCCGCUACAGCGAUACCAGGGGCUGCAGUUUGUUCAUCUCACGUACGUCUAUCCUAAUGAUUAUACUCGGCUGAGCCACAUGGAACAGGAGAAUCCUUGUAUGUACCAAGAACAUCUGCGAUACAGUGACAGGUAUAAAUAUAACAGGUACAUGAAAAUGGAAGCCCCAGAAAAUCAAGGAGGAGAUGACGAUUAUAACCCCUCUGACUUUCAGUAUGAAGACAUGCAGGACGGCGCGAAGGAGGCAGAAGAGCCCAGGGACGAUACAUACGACAAUAACGUUCUAAUAAAGCAUAGGAAGCUUUUUGGGGAGUCGGAGGUUAAAUUUGCGGAAUCCAUGGCAAAGGAGUUACUAGAAAAACAGAGAAAAGUCAAUUCUUCAGAUCCAUCUGAGAGCGGGACUGAGCGAUCCCCGGACAGCCUUGAGAAAAGGCAGACGCUACAUGGAACGGCCAGCGAUGUUAAUGGCCGACCUCCACCCAACGGGCAAGACUCACGAUCCAUGAGUGUCCGCAGACUUGGGAAGAAUAAAAAGAUUACACCCCCAGGCACAAGGCAUGUUUCCCAAGUUCACAGGCGGACCACCUACCAAGGAGCAGGUCGAGGGGGUCAAAAAGUGGACUGGGAUGGUGAAGAGCAGCAGAAGAACAACAGAAGGGGAGCAAGUGAGGAUAUAUUGGAUGGGCAAGGGUUCGUAUUAAGUAUGGAUCAUCCGUUGAGUACUAGUGAGAGGAUGAGGCUUUCACAAGUAGGGAAGCAGCAAGAAUCGGACAAUGAGAAACAUAAGACAAUGGGUAAAGAAACCAUUGGUCCCCCAUGGACUGUAGGGACAAGGAGUAAGGAGCCCAGGCUGAGACAACAGGCGCAAAGGAAGGGAAAGCCGAUGUCUCAACAUGGAGAAGUAGUCAACCCAGUGUCUAAACCAGUUAAUGGAUGGGAGGAACUUUUGAAAUUGCAAAAGAGAAAUGGGCAGAUGUUUGAGCGAAGCGAUAGGGAAACACAGAACCCUAGAACUAGACAGGGUAGAAGAGAGGAGCAUGAACACGUUGGAAUGGGAAGGCGGAGGCUUGAAAAUGGUGGGAUGAAAAGAUAUGGUCCUGGAAAAGGUGAGAGUAGAAUAGAGUGGUCUGAACGGGGUUAUGGGGAAAGACAAGGUCUUAGAAACGCUCAGGGUGGUGGACAAGAGUCUGCACAAAGGAACAAGGAAAGAAGGGGCCUUGGACAGACUGAGGGUAGGAGACAGACGUUUGAAGAACUUGAAAGGAGAAAACAAACUGUCAGACAAGGUGAAGAUGUCAGUCGGGGGUUAGAAAACAGCAAGCAGGGUGUGGAGGACAGGAGUAAAUCAGAUACAAGAAGAAGACUAGAGCCUGAUCAGGUUAUGGACCCUAACUAUAACAGACUAUCGGUCGUGGAGAUGGAAAAGGUGAUUAAUGUUGAGCAAUUCAAUCAGGAUGAGGAUAGUCCUCCGUAUGAGGAGGAGGAAGAAGUGGAGGAAGAAAUGGACUACCCAUUUGUCUUUGAGGAGCCAGUCAGCUGGAACAGGACUUUUAGCGUGGGUCGGACGGAUUUCCAGGUCGUGCGCUCUGACUUCAUCGACCUUCAAUGUAACACGUCCGGGAAUCUGAUGCUGAGAGAAAGGGAGGCGAUGAGCGUCACCAGAGCCUUCAUGAAGAAACUGGACCAGCGAUAUCGAGGGAUCUACCAACUCUGGCGCGUUGUUAACGUAGAGAGGCACCUGGACUACGUACGAGGGAGUCGUUACUUUCUGGAGCUGGAGUUGAAGGACCGCUUCAACCGCAUCCUACGUUUCUCUCAGUAUGUUUUUGCCCCCGGCUGGAAUGAGGUUUCUCCGGAGGACCGAGAAGACGAGAGGGAGAUGAGGAACAUGAUGUGGGGUUCACGCAGAAGGCUUAUGGCAGCCGAAGAACGCAUGGAGCUGUGUUGGCCAUCUGGACUAACCUGGAACCCACAAGCCACGGUCUACUUUAUUGUGCCAGUUAAGAACCAAGCUCGCUGGGUGCAGAAGUUUAUCUGGGAUAUGGAGGCCCUGUACAAGACGACGUCCGAUGCCAGGUUCAGCGUUAUCGUUGUGGAUUUCAAUAGCACAGACUUGGACGUAAAGAGUGCUCUGAAACAGUCGCGCAUCCCCAGUUAUGAGAUGAUAACCCUCGACGGGAACUUUGAGCGCUCCGCGGGACUACAGGCUGGAGUUAACCUGGUUAAGAACCCGCACAGCAUCUUUUUCCUGUGUGACCUUCACAUGCACUUCCCCCCGUCCAUCAUUGAUUUGGUGCGCACGCACACGGUGGAGGGCAAGAUGGUUUUCGCACCUAUAGUGAUGAGGCUGAACUGCGGGGCGUCCGCUUGCUGGCCCGACGGUUACUGGGAAGUUAAUGGAUUUGGACUGUUGGGAAUCUACAAAUCCGACCUGGAUCGUAUCGGAGGAAUGAACACGGCGGAAUUUCGGGAGCGCUGGGGAGGAGAAGACUGGGAGCUGCUGGACAGGAUUCUUCAAGCCGGUCUGGAAGUUGAGCGCCUUGCCGUUAGAAACUUUUUCCACCAUUUCCAUUCAAAGCGUGGCAUGUGGAACCGACAUCAGGCGCCAGGAGGGCAAUGACAUCAUAGAUCGUAAUGCUGUCAU